Molecule: messenger RNA, 223 nt
Organism: Meloidogyne enterolobii
Lineage: Eukaryota; Metazoa; Nematoda; Chromadorea; Rhabditida; Meloidogynidae
Source: the annotation of a GenBank genome assembly
GUACCGCCUCUCCAAUAAAACCCUAAAAAGUUGUGGCCAUUUAAUGUUUAAAUAUAAAAGAUUAAUGGAAGACUUCCCCGAACCAACAAAAAAUCAAACAACCCCAACAACUUCAAGAAAACAUCAUCAUCCUCAUAAUCCGCAUUGUGAGGACCAUUUGGGGGAAUUCCAUAGCCAAUUUUGUGAACAAGAUUUUCAGAGGCAAUUGGAUGCUGUUGGGUGA